AUGUCUACUCCUCCUGCACGCCGGUGGUAUCACUGGUUCGCGCCGACUGAUACCCCGGAAGAACGAAAGCUGAUCCUGAAGCUUGACUUUCUCAUUGUGCCCUACGCUUUCAUCAUCUACUGGGUCAAGUACAUUGACCAGAUCAACAUCAACAAUGCGUAUGUGUCGGGAAUGGCCGACGAGCUCGGCUUCCACGGCAACGAGCUCGUCCAGUUUCAGACCAUCUUCGUCGUGGGCAACGUAGUCGGCCUCCUCCCCUUCAUCUACCUGUUCCCACGAGUGCCGAUGCAUGUGCUCGUCCCGACUCUGGAUCUUGGAUGGGGACUCUUCACCCUUCUCCAGUACCGCGCCAACUCCUACGCCGAGAUCAUGGCGUACCGGUUCAUGGUGGCCAUCUUUGAGGCUUCGUACUUCCCGGGCGUCCACUUCGUGCUCGGCUCCUGGUACCGAAGCGACGAGAUUGGCCGCCGGGGCGGCAUCUUCUACAUCGGCCUCACCCUCGGCACCCUCACCGCGUCCCUCCUGCAGGCCGCCGCCGUCACGUACCUCGACGGCACCCACGGCCUGGCCGGCUGGCGCUGGCUCUUCAUCAUCAACGCCGUCAUCACGCUCCCGCUCGCCCUCGUCGGCUAUUUCGUCUGGCCGGGGACGCCCUCGAAGCCCAACAGGCUGCUGAUGACGGAAGCGGAGCUCGCUCUGGCGCGCUCGCGCCUCGAGGAGGCCGGCGCGUCGACGCGGAGCACGCCCUUCUCGCUCGCGUUGCUGCGGCGCAUCUUCACCAACUGGCGGUUCUACCUGCUCAUCCUCUGGGACAUCUUCUUCUUCAACACGAGCGCCAACAGCGCCGCGUUCCUCCUCUGGAUCAAGAGCCUCGGCCGCUACAGCACGGCCGAGAUGAACAACCUCGCGGCGCUGAGCCCCGGCCUCGGCAUCUUUUUCGUGCUCUUCAUCAACUUCAGCGCCGACCUCUGGAUCGGCCGCCCGGCGGCCAUCACGCUGGCGUCGGCGGUCAACCUCUCGGGCCUCGUCAUCCUGGCCGUGUGGAACGUGCCGGAGGCUGCCAAGUGGUACGCCUUCAGCACGACGUACUCGGCCGUCGCGGUGUCGUCGGUGCUGUACGGAUGGGCCAACAUCAUCCUCAAGCACAACAUCGAGGAGCGGGCGCUGACGCUGAUUCUCAUGACGGCCAUCGCCACCUCGACGAACGCGUGGGUCCCGUUGUUCGUGUACCCGACCGUCGAGGCCCCGCGGUUUCCCAAGGGCUACGUCUACUCGGCCGUCAUGGUCAUGCUGCUGGUCAUCACGACGCAGGUUGUGAGGGUUCUGCUUGGAUCUCACGGGGAGAAACGUAUACGCAAGUCCCAGGACUCGCUGGCCGCCGAGGAUGCCGCCAGCGAAUCUGUCGAGGGCCAGUCGUCAUCGGCUUACGAGAUCCCCGACCGGAAAGGGCUGGCACCGCGAGUCUCUGCUGUUUGA
Molecule: messenger RNA, 1476 nt
Organism: Colletotrichum higginsianum IMI 349063
Lineage: Eukaryota; Fungi; Ascomycota; Sordariomycetes; Glomerellales; Glomerellaceae
Product: Major facilitator superfamily transporter
Exons: 5
Coding region: 1-1476 (491 amino acids)
Biological process (GO): transmembrane transport
Cellular component (GO): membrane
Molecular function (GO): transmembrane transporter activity
Source: RefSeq, a predicted model, not a curated record